AUGCGAGCCCUCGACAACAUUCGAGUCCUUGAAUUAGCGGGACUCGCCCCGGGUCCAUUCACAGGUCUUUUACUGGCUGACAAUGGAGCAGAUGUGCUGCGAGUUGACCGUGUUCAACCAGGCCACUCUCCCAGCCCAGAUGUAUUGAUCAGGGGAAAGUCAUCCAUUUGUGUCGACCUCAAAGAUUCCUCAGGAAAGGACUUUCUAUUACGCCUCAUUCCACAUGCCGAUGUCUUGAUUGAUCCCUUUCGCCCGGGUGUUUUAGAACGCUUGGGACUCGGCCCAGAGGUUCUGCUAAAAAUCAAUCGCCGGUUGAUCAUAGCAAGACUAACAGGUUUUCGCCGUGAUGGAAAAUAUGCUUCUAUGGCGGGCCAUGACCUCAACUACCUCGCAGUCUCGGGAGUUUUGUCAAUGCUCGGUCCUUCAAUUCGAGUUCCACCCUUGGGACAUCCGCUUCCACCCAGUCCACCAGGAAACAUCUUGGCCGAUUUUGCCGGGGGUGGACUGACUUGUUUCGUGGGUAUCAUUCUAGCAUUGUUUGCUCGGGUCAGCACAGGGAAAGGGCAGGUGGUGGAAGCGAACAUGGUAGAUGGGGUCUCUUAUCUUGCCACAGCCCCACGGAUUUCAACGAAGAUUCCUGGACAAUGGGACCAGCCUCGAGGUCAGAAUUUGGUCGAUGGUGGCUGUCCUUAUUACAGGGUGUACGAAUGCAAGGACGGCGGUCGUUACAUGGCUGUUGCAUCCUUGGAGCCUAAAUUUUUCGAUGCGCUAAGCCGAGCAACUGGCCUCGGGGAGAAGGACUGGGGAGGAAAUCGGGAAGACAGAUCCCUGUGGCCCGCAAUGCACGCCCUUUUUGAGGACAAAUUUCGCACCAAGACGCGCAAAGAAUGGGAAGUGAUAUUCGAUGGAACUGAUGCCUGUUGUACUCCAGUUUUGGAACAUCAUGAAAUGGAGGCUAGUCGCUAUGAUCAACGCCCGAUUGUUGCACUUAGCGAGACACCAUCCGUUAUACCAGGAGCUAGUGGCUGGACAGUGAGCACAUUGCCAAAUGGUCAAGGCGGGGAGACUAUGCUGCAGAAGUGGGCUGGAUGGAAGAAGGAAAAGGACUUUGUCGUUGUUAAUGGAGGAACAUGUACCAAGCAGGCUGCAAAGAUCUGA
Messenger RNA from Penicillium coprophilum, 1158 nucleotides. Its product is annotated as CaiB/BaiF CoA transferase family protein. NCBI's taxonomy places the organism in Eukaryota, Fungi, Ascomycota, Eurotiomycetes, Eurotiales, Aspergillaceae. The transcript has a single exon. The record is from RefSeq and is a predicted model, not a curated record. Gene Ontology annotation, molecular function: catalytic activity. The coding region runs from base 1 to 1158 and encodes 385 amino acids.